Messenger RNA from Salvelinus fontinalis (brook trout), 2253 nucleotides. RefSeq names its product chemerin-like receptor 2. Gene Ontology annotation, biological process: complement receptor mediated signaling pathway; phospholipase C-activating G protein-coupled receptor signaling pathway; positive regulation of cytosolic calcium ion concentration. Gene Ontology annotation, molecular function: complement receptor activity; G protein-coupled receptor activity. The transcript has 3 exons. NCBI's taxonomy places the organism in Eukaryota, Metazoa, Chordata, Actinopteri, Salmoniformes, Salmonidae. Bases 381 to 1490 code for a protein of 369 amino acids. The record is from RefSeq and is a predicted model, not a curated record. Gene Ontology annotation, cellular component: plasma membrane.
UUACGGCGUAACGGGUUUAUGCACAGCACAGACUAACGAAGAUACCCGAACAGGAACAAUACCCCAACUCCAGUGAUAAAAUAGGGAUGGAGAUUGGAAUUUCAAUUAAACAUAUCACCGAUUGAGACAAAUGGUAAAGUAUUGGCAGUUGCUAUAGCCUAACUACGUUUACGCCGUUGAACUUCUGAAAGUUUUUAUUUUGGGUGAUUCCGACUCCGAGAGGAUUGGCAGGACAUAGUAACUUUCAGCGACUGGAAGGAUAAGGACCAACCCAGCUGUAUUUUACAAUCUCCGUUUUAAAACAACUCGAGGAACCGGGAUAAUUACAAGGACAUUUGUGUCAAAGAAGUGCAAGGGGCAUUCAGGACCUCUGCUUACAAAUGGUAGGUGGUGUUGCAGCAAUGGAAGAAUCCAUGGACGACUAUGACAAUUACACCUACGAUUAUCUGGAGUAUGGAGACUUGGAAGAAGAAAAAGUCAGAGAUGGAUACUCUCAAAAGGAGGCUAUACACAUCAUAUCAGUAGUCAUGUAUAGUAUUUCAUUUGUGCUCGGUGUCACUGGCAAUGGAAUAGUCAUAUGGGUGAUGACAUUUAAAAGCAAACGGACAGUGAACAGUGUAUGGUUGCUGAACAUGGCUAUAGCAGAUUUUGUGUUUGUGCUCUUUUUACCCUUCUCCAUCGACUACGUUCUUCGAGACUUCCACUGGUCCUUUGGGCUGGUCAUGUGUAAACUCAACUCGUUUGUGUCUGUGAUGAACAUGUAUGCCAGUGUGCUCUUUCUCACAAUGCUCAGUCUAGACAGGUAUGUCUCAUUGAUUCACCUUAGCUGGUCUCAGAGGUGUCGCAGUGUAUGGCGAGCCUGGAUCGUAUGUGGCUGUGUGUGGGGGGUGUCUGCUCUACUGAGCCUCCCUACCCUGAUAUUCCGUGACACUGUGAGUUACCGUGACCGGGUGAUGUGCUUCAACAACUUUAAUGUCCAGGAUAGACAUACAGCUGCUGUGAGACACAUUACAUUGGUGGUCAUCCGUGCUGCAGUGGGAUUCCUACUGCCCUUCAGUGCCGUCUGUGUGACUGGAAUUCUCCUGGCAAUCAAAGUCCACCAGUCGAACGAUUCUGUGUGCCUGUCUAGCUUUUCUAAGACAGUUUCAGCUGUCAUUCUGGCCUUCUUUUUGUGCUGGGCACCAUUCCAUACCCUUAGUUUAAUGGAGCUUUCCUUAAACUCAUCACUGUACCUGCAUGCUGUUCUGAAGACAGGCUUUCCUCUUGCUACUAGCUUAGCCUAUUUCAACAGCUGCGUCAACCCCUUCAUCUACAUGCUGGUGGGUAAGAAGGUUCGCCAGCUCCUGAAACGCUCGUGUCUGGACAUCACAAAGAGUACUCUGCGGGAGCUCAACCAGUCCAUCUCUGCAACUGAAUCAGUGCCUAUAGCAGACAUAAGACCUCCAUACAUCAGUUCACCACAGGAUCCCACAGAAUCAUCAACGGUUUGAUUAUACUGACCUAAUCCCACAGUUACCUAUAGCAGAAGCCAUCAGAAACUGCCCUUUGACCUAAUCCCACAGUUACCUAUAGCAGAAGCCAUCAGAAACUGCCCUUUGACCUAAUCCCACAGUUACCUAUAGCAGAAACCAUCAGAAACUGCCCUUAGACCUAAUCCCACAGUUACUUAUAGCAGAAAACAUCAGAAACUGACCUUUGACCUAAUCCCACAGUUACCUAUAGCAGAAACCAUCAGAAACUGACCUUUGACCUAAUCCCACAGUUACCUAUAGCAGAAACCAUCAGAAACUGCCAUUUGACCUAAAAGAGCCAGCCUGACAAUUAUUUUAGUCCAAAUGUGACUUAUUUUAUAUUUUACUUCAGUGUAACAUUUGUGCUAGUUGUUUGAGUUGGAUACUUCCAAGUAGCAAUUACUUUGAGUGCCAACGUCUGUUUGAGUGACCUCAUAGGAAAACUUGAGUAAAGACGUGCGCUAAAAGUAUAGCACAGGGGAAAAGAGGCAACUUUAAUGAUUUUAAAAAGAAGUAUCUGAUCCUAUUUACACCAAAGACAAAUAGGAAAGGAGGCCACCCUUCCCCACUUUAUCUGUAACAGACUGUCUCUGGAGCAGGUUCUCUCUGAAACAGGCUGUCUCUGGAACAGGCUGUCUCUGGAACAGGUUCUCUCUGGAACAGGCUGUCUCUGGAACAGACUGUCUCUGGAACAGGUUCUCUCUGAAACAGACUGUCUCUGGAACAGGUUCUCUCUGAAACA